AUGGGGAAUCAUCAUAGCCAUGAUUCGAAAGGUGGAGGUGAACAGGGCAGUAGUGGAACAAGCACGCCGCGAGGAUCGCAACGAGGUGCUGGUUCUCGCUCAGGGUCUGGUGGAGACCUGCAGGGACUAGCAGAAAAGAAUGACAAGCCGCCUCCAUCAAUGAUUCCCAUAGAAAAACUUGGCAAGUUGUUGGCACAACGUUCACAGAAGGAAGAUGGAGUCAAUGGUGUCACUGAAAAGUGUUUUACCAAAUACCUGUUCGGGAUGUAUCCGGAGCUAGCUACCCAGUUCUACAAAUACGUGCACAAAGCUGGCAAAUGCAAGAACAAACACAUUCCCCUAUCCACCUUCAGACAACAGUGCGAGAAGAUUCUCGCCAUGCUGGAUGAUAACGUCAUCAUCGACACCUACGUGAGGAUGUUCAGCUCAGACGAUGAUGACAACACUGUCACACCAGACGGGCUACGCAGUUUAUUAUACACAAGUUACAAACUUUCCAUGGACCACUAUCCUGAAGGGCCCCAGACUUGUCUCAUGAUCAACAAGACGUUGUCGGCGGUAGUGAACGGUUGCUUUAACAAUAAAGACUCUCACAGUGUCGGUUUUGUGGUUCGUUGGCUCGAGGAACACUGUCAUAGAUUGAUUUUCCCAGUUCACAGGUACUGCGUACACAUGCUGGCCACGCGCCACCGCGACAUGGAGGCGCACGUGGAGUCGUGCGGGCUGGGCGCGGGGCUGGAGCUGGCCACGCCGGUGCUGGAGCGCGGCGCGUGGCAGGCCGCCAGCGCGCUCAUGCCCGUGUCGCGCGCCUGGCUGCUGGCCGGCACCGCGCCGCCGCUCUACAGCCGCCCCACGCAGCCGCCGCACCAGCCGCCCGGCGGCGGGCUGGCGAGCGCGGCGUGGCUGGCGCGGCUGGUGUGCGCGGUGCCGUCGCACUGGGUGCCGCUGUACGCCGCGCGCGACCACGGGCUCGGCGCCAACCGCUUCCUGCACCACACGCUCGCCUACCGAGGUCCGACCCUAGUCUUGAUCCAAGCCGAAGAAAUGGUAAUAGUUGUGUGCAGUCCACAAGAGUGGCGGGAAACUCACCAAUACUGGGGGGGACCUGACUGUGCCCUCAUAGUAGUCUGUCCUACUUUCAGCGUAGUAGAACACGCACCAAAGAUGUUGUACCUGAACACUUCGAUCCGGGGCUACCCCAAGGGGCUCCGCGCAGGGUCCGACCCCAGGAAACCGCUGCUGAUUAUUCCUGAAGACUUCGACUCUGUCACUUUCAAGGGAGUGCCGUAUCCCUUGCAGAACAUCGAGGUGUGGGGUUGCGGUGACCAGGCGUCUCGUGAAACGCAGCUAGAAAUCAAAAAGUGGCAAGUCAAGGAGGCUGAGAGACAAAGAAGUGUGAAGUUGUCAGCCGCGGACUGGAUCGAGCACCCAGACAGAUACCUGCUAGAGCUGGCCGGCCGGCCGCAGUACAACAACUCGGCCAGCUAG
Molecule: messenger RNA, 1488 nt
Organism: Arctia plantaginis
Lineage: Eukaryota; Metazoa; Arthropoda; Insecta; Lepidoptera; Erebidae
Source: the annotation of a GenBank genome assembly